Coccinella septempunctata (seven-spotted ladybird) is the source of this 677-nucleotide messenger RNA. RefSeq names its product 40S ribosomal protein S24 (gene RpS24). The transcript has 5 exons. Gene Ontology annotation, molecular function: structural constituent of ribosome. Bases 49 to 543 code for a protein of 164 amino acids. Gene Ontology annotation, biological process: translation. The record is from RefSeq and is a predicted model, not a curated record. Lineage: Eukaryota; Metazoa; Arthropoda; Insecta; Coleoptera; Coccinellidae. Gene Ontology annotation, cellular component: ribosome.
AUUUUAAAAUGUAUCACUAAAGAAGAACAAGUACGGGUAGGAUGGUCUAUGGUCUAUUUGUCAUGUGCUCGGAAUGUCAUUCUCACUGUCUUUCAUGUUUGCAUUUUGCAGAAGUGCUGUUCACAAACAAAAAUGGCGGAAGCAACUGCUACUAUUCGUACCCGCAAAUUCAUGACAAACAGACUGUUAUGUCGGAAACAAAUGGUCGUCGAUGUUCUUCACCCAGGACAGCCCUCGGUUAAGAAAACCGACAUUAGGGAGAAGUUGGCUAAAAUGUACAAAGUCACACCUGAUGUAGUCUUCGUUUUUGGAUUCAAAACGAAUUUUGGUGGUGGUAAAUCUACUGGAUUUGCAUUGAUCUAUGAUACAUUAGAUUUUGCCAAAAAGUUUGAACCCAAGCACAGGUUAGCAAGACAUGGUUUGUACGAGAAGAAACAACAAACUAGGAAACAACGUAAAGAAAGGAAGAACAGAAUGAAGAAAGUUAGGGGCACCAAAAAGAGCAAAGUUGGUGCUGCUGCCAAAAAGGGUGGCAAAAAAUAAUUUCUAUAGAAUUUAAUUAAUUUUAUGGACACGUUGGAGGAACAUAAGUCUGUGCGAUACUUGUGUCAUUUCAGAGAUAUUGAGGAUAUUGCACAUAUUUAUGUUUUGCUGAUUUAAUAAAAAAUAAGACAAAA